Messenger RNA from Haliaeetus leucocephalus (bald eagle), 4335 nucleotides. RefSeq names its product transmembrane protein 38A (gene TMEM38A). The transcript has 6 exons. Gene Ontology annotation, biological process: potassium ion transmembrane transport. Bases 1694 to 2452 code for a protein of 252 amino acids. Gene Ontology annotation, cellular component: membrane. The record is from RefSeq and is a predicted model, not a curated record. Gene Ontology annotation, molecular function: identical protein binding; potassium channel activity. Lineage: Eukaryota; Metazoa; Chordata; Aves; Accipitriformes; Accipitridae.
CGUGCGUGUCGGGGAGCGGCAGUACCGCUGGGGUCGUGUUGUCCGAGGUAUAAACCUGACGGGUUUUGUGCGCGGACAGGUAAUCCUGCUCGGCACUCCUCGGUGUUCGCUGUCAUCGGCCGCAGUGCCGCGCGGGUGGGAGGAUUGAGGGCUCGCUGCGCUGCUUUUUCAGAGGUUCCGACACACGUGCCUAAAUAUAAAGCAGGAAAAAAACCCCAAGAACUAGGCAAUCUGAUUUUGGAAAUUAAUCUUGCAUUUUAUUUAAGAUGGGAUUCCAACCACAUUGAAGUAUUUAAGUCCAGUCACUUCUUUGCUGCUAUCCCAGGACUUAGUCUAGUUGCUUGGCUUUUCUAUUUUUGUGGCAAUACUCUCCUCCUAUUUAUAUACAAAAAGCCUGUAAGUAAAACCUUAUUUCUUUCCCACCUUCCAGAACGUACCGUAAUCUGUUCUCAGGCACCCUAACUGACCUUGCUUCAUUUGUUCUCUUGGGUUUAUCUUGUAGAGAUCGAUAGAUCUGCAUCUUGGCUUUCACUUUCUGCCCUGUUGGCAGUCUGACGGCGUCUUGGUCUUUUCCGAGUGCCAUCUUCUCGAUGUAUUUUUGAUAGCGUGUGCACUCUUCAUGCUCUGUUUUUAAUGGUUUCAGUGUAACUGCCUGAUGACUGAGGGGAGAACAAAAAUCUGCUCUGGUAUGAUUUUGAAAUCCUCCAGUUGUCAGAUCUCUGUGCUGUACAACCUGCAUACUUGUUCUAUUUAAACUCCAUGUAAACAGAAGUGCUGGGGUUUCAAGGCCCGAUCACUUACAGCUGUCUUCCAGCAUUAAGUCCUGAACAGAACAGUUAACAGUUAACAACCCUUAUGAAAACAGCUUUUAAAAAUAUGUAAGCCCAGUAAUCCACUUGGGCUGGAUAAGGCUCGGGUGGACUUUUCACUAGAUUCCUACACUGCUUCAUCCCACAGCUCCUACGCUGAAGAUCAGUGUCUGUCCGGUUUCCUCCUCAGAGACAGCAUGGCUUCACAGAGCCAAAGAAGAACAAGUGUUACUAAAUUUAAGCCUCAAGCUAAACUUCAGGUUCCUAUAGAACCAGCUUCCUAUCGUGGCUGUGGCAGCUGUCUCACUUCCACUGUGUUUUCAGCUGGUUCAAAUGCCUUUGAGGAUGGAAGAGUCUGAGCAGUCAAUAGUUUUAGCAUAUGCUGAUUCAUUUGCUACUAUUUAAGGUAGGCCACUGUUAGUAACGUUGACAUAACAUUUUAGCAUUCUCUCUUGACUGCCUAUUACCGGCUUACUGCACAGAGUCUGGUAUCUGAAAGGCUGCACAAAGGCCUCUGGAGCCAUUUAAGGUGAUGAAACCAUCUUGCAGAAUUGAUGUUCCUGAGAGACUUCCUUGAAGAAGUACAGAGGUGGAUGAAAAUGGCUAGAGGAAUUAAAAAAAAAGACAAUAGAAGGUUGUGGGAGGAGACCAUAAUGUAUUACCAAAUAGUAACACUGUUUUAAUACCUAGUUGUAUUUUCAGAGGGCAUUUCCAAACUACUACAGGAGCAGGGAAGAAUCCUCAAAUCCUCGUAUUUCAAAUAAAGAUUAAAAAUGACUGUUCUAUUUUUACAGGUUAUCUUAUGAAUGAAAGAGCUGAACAGAUUGUUCAUGAAUUCUAGAGGGCACCUAGGUUGAAGCAAUGGAGAGAAUGGAGCUGUGGAGAUGUCUCGUAAGAGCCCUUUUGCCUCCUGGCUUUGUGCUAUGCUCCACUGCUUUGGAAGUUACAUACUUGCCAAUCUGUUACUUGGAGAACCGCCUAUUGAUUACUUCAGUAAUAACUCCAGUGUCAUCCUGGCCACAGCAGUCUGGUAUUUGAUAUUCUUCUGUCCCAUGAACCUCUUCUACAAAUGUGUUAGCUUUCUGCCUAUGAAACUCAUCUUUGUGGCAAUGAAGGAGGUGGUCAGAGUUCGCAAAAUUGCAGCUGGGGUCCACCACGCUCAUCACCAUUACCACCAUGGGUGGUUCAUUAUGAUGGCUACUGGAUGGGUCAAAGGUUCUGGUGUUGCCUUGAUGUCUAACUUUGAGCAACUGCUGCGUGGGGUCUGGAAGCCAGAAACAAACGAAAUUCUUCAUAUGUCCUUCCCUACAAAGGCUAGUCUGUAUGGCACAAUCCUCUUCACUCUGCAACAAACUCACUGGCUCCCUGUCUCUGAAGCCAACCUCAUCUUCUUUUUCACCAUGUUCAUGAUAGUUUGCAAGGUUUUCAUGACGGCAACUCACUCUCACGCCUCGCCUUUUGCUCCAGUGGAAAGCUUCAUCUGUCCAGUUUUCUUUGGCUCUGUUUCUAGUGGACACACUAGUCAUCAUCAUGAUCAGCAUGGGGCCUCCCAUGAGGUUUCCCAUCCUCCGCCUCCUCCUGCAAAGUCAAAAGAGGAGCUAAAUGAAGGCACAAGGAAACGGAAAGCAAAAAAAGCUGAAUAAAAAAGCAGCCACACAGUAAAUAGGCCAAGAAAAUUCUUCCAGAGCUGAGUCUCAAAACCACCUGUGACCUCCUUUAUUCUCCAGUCCUUCUCUCUCAGACUGCAGAGGAGAGGUGGAAGCCAGGACACUGCCAGGCAGGUCCCUGAAUUUCACUUGUGCUGUCUGUGCUGCUGCUUGCUUCUUGGUCUCUGUCUCUCUAUUCUGAUCAUAUUUUCAGGGAUUUGUAGAUUUGUGCCAGGAUGAUAAGUGGGUGCCAGUUCCCAAGCUGUCAGCAAUUAUGAUGCAGCAUUUUCAAUUGAUGUAAAAAUCUUUCACUGUGUUUAUUUAUGAAUGGAGGUAAUGGUUUGUGCUCCUGCAACUCCUAAGUUCCUUUGAGUUUUCAUUGACUUUUUUUGAUGUCUACCAAAGCAACAAAGUGUUUGGACACAAUCAAUGUGGAAAUUGGAUUUCAUAGUCAAGGAAAUUAAAUGGUCUGAUAUGAGCCUGAUCUAAUUUUUCCUAGCUCCCACAUCUGCCAUACCUCCAAUUCAUGUGACAUUUUAUAUGCAAUAAGGACAUUGACUCUGGUGUCCUAGCCAAACUCUGUUUCUCUCACCUAAUUUCCCGCUGAUUGUUAAUGGAUAGAACAUUGUCACUUUCUUAACUAAGUCUGUGUCCGCAAGAGCUUUGAAGCUGUGAAAUGCUCUGAGUGCUAUGUAUUGGUACUGUUAUUAUUCUAAACUGUUGUGUAGCGUUGCUGCACGUUGUUAAUAAUAGUGUGUCCCGCCUCAAACCUGAUCAUAUUCAACUAGGGAAGAAGCAUGGUUCUGGUUUGUUUGUAAUCCAAGGGGAUACAAGAAGGGUGUGUGAGUGUAAGUAAGUAUUUAUUACUAUUUAUUUAUAAUUGCCAGGGCAUCUAAUUCAUGGACCUGAAACUGGCUUUUUUAAAACAUUGCAUCUUUAUAUAGAGAAUUGGAUACUUCUAAGUAUGGUCCUAAGCCCACAGCUACGUGCUGGUUUGUGCUUGAAGCAGUGAUUUUGGUGUGCUAAAGGACAGCCUGAACACUCUCACUGGAUGCAGGAAGGAACAUUUCCUAUAUUCUUAAAUUCAGAUAUAAAGGCUGAAGAAGUAGAUUUCACACCAGCUGAUUAAAACUACUUUAAAGGACUAAUAAAAGCACACGAGCUGAAGAUACCGAUUGUCCUUUGUGGGUCCCUUUUGGCCAAACUACUGGUCUGUGAAAGCAGCUUGUGCCCAAUGAGUGAAGAAGAAUAUGAAAUGCCUUGCAUGGCUGAGGGAGGAGUCUGUCAGUUCAUUCAUGUUCUGCUUAGUGAAUACUGGCUUUUAGACUAGUUUUAAGCUGUUCUUGUAACUGAUUUUGUUCUUAAAAGUGUCAUCAUCCAAGGGCUGGGAUCACUGUGGUGAAAAUGGCAUGCAUGGGGAUGUAGCCUUGGGCUUUCAGUUAAGCAGCAUAUUGUCAUCCCUAGCAAUAAGGUUUGCUGCUGUCAUCUUGCAACCGGGAAUAUAAAUAGGAGGGUUUAAGAAAAGCGUUCUUCAUUUUGUUUUUUCUGUCCCUGUUCAAAAUUGAAAUUGACAGUUAAUAAAAAAAAAAAAAUUCUUGUAUACAACCAGAUGAAAGCCAGUACAAAAGGUCAAAUGAUUUGUGGGCUUGGGUUUUGACAGUGCCUUAAUUUUGUGAGUUUCCCUCCCCUUCAGUAGAAAACAGGAAUCCUGCCUGACAAUACAACUGUCUGGUUUUGCAGAUACUGGUCUACUGAAACCUGAUGUAUCACUAGCAUGCACAAGACUGUAAAUGUUUUAUGAGAUGUCUGAUUCAAGGGGAAUUUUGUUUUAUAAAAGCUGUCAACAAAUAAAAAUUGUGAAGUGACUCUGAUUGUCCACU